AUGUCUAAAAAUGUAGAAGAAAGAGUAAGAACAAGUUCAGAGCCCUUUCUGGGCAAUUUUCUUAAUCCAAAAAAUAUAGAAACAAACCUUACGAAGGAAAUAUUAGAUUUGUUAGUUAAAUAUUAUCGCAAUGCUUAUAAUGAAGAUUUUGUGACUUUGUUUGAUAUUCAUAUCAUGCAAUCUAAUGCUAUCCCAAUAUUUCUGAAAGUAAAUAUUUAUGAGAAGUUACAACUUAACGUUAAAGUUUUUGGAUUAAUAUAUUUGAAAAAGCAUAUCAAUUUGGCUAAGAUAUUAUCACAAUUUAUUAAUGACAAUUCUAAGGAUACUUAUCCUGAUAUUGUUUAA
Molecule: messenger RNA, 345 nt
Organism: Funneliformis mosseae
Lineage: Eukaryota; Fungi; Glomeromycota; Glomeromycetes; Glomerales; Glomeraceae
Source: the annotation of a GenBank genome assembly